Lactuca sativa (garden lettuce) is the source of this 2913-nucleotide messenger RNA. RefSeq names its product Pentatricopeptide repeat (PPR) superfamily protein. The record is from RefSeq and is a predicted model, not a curated record. Lineage: Eukaryota; Viridiplantae; Streptophyta; Magnoliopsida; Asterales; Asteraceae. Gene Ontology annotation, molecular function: protein binding.
AAUCUAUAAAUGUAACAGAUGUUGAGGGACAAGAUACAAAAUUACAAAAUCAUACUAAAAUUACAAAUACAAUCCAACCAUAUAAACCUAUUCUCAUUGUGUUUAGACCUUUUGUCAACUUUAUUCUCUGGAACAGUAAUGGUACAAACAUCAUAUGUAAAACUCGUCUUUUGUUUAAAUUUCAACAUACAACUUUCCUCGUAUGUCGAAGUCUCUCCUCUCUCGCAUCACUCCCCGACACAGUCGCAAUUCAAAAUCACCCUCCAACAUUCCGACUCAUAUCAAGAAAAUCGUUAACCAAAUCUGUGACAUUCUCACAACUCGAAAUACCCACUGGGAAGAAACACUCGAAACUCGACUCUCUGAAGAAGACAUCGUUCCAUCGGAUGUUGCUCACCAAGUGUUUGACAAAAUUCGAGACGUUGAAUCGGGGUUGAAGUUCUUUGAUUGGAUUUUACACCGCCCUUAUGGCUGUCCUCUUAAUGGGAUUGCUUAUUCUUCUCUUUUAAAGCUCUUAGCCAAGUCAAAAGCUUUUCGUGAGAUUGAUUCGGUGUUUAUUCGUAUGAAAACCGAAAAAGAAUUGCCCACCCUUGACGCUUUAAAUUAUAUAAUUCGAGUCUAUUCGGAAUGUGGGUUGAUCGAUAAAGCUCUUGAAUUCUAUUCAUAUGUAACUGAGACAUACAGCUGUCUUCCAAAUGUUUUUGCUUGUAAUUCUUUGUUGUCUGGGCUUGUGAAAAGUGGUCGCCUGGAAACUGCACACCAAGUGUAUGACGAAAUGCUUCAAAGAAACGACGAGACUGGAACUUCUUGCUGUGCUGAUAACUUUAGUACUUCUAUAAUGGUAAACGCGCUUUGUAAGAAAGGAAAGGUAGAGGAAGCCAGAAAGCUAAUUCUUGAUAGAUGGGGGCAAGGUUGCAUACCCAAUGUUGUCUUCUACAAUACACUCAUCGAUGGAUAUUGCAAGAAAGGUGAUGCUGAAAAAGCAUUUUUGUUAUUCAAAGAGCUCAAAUUAAAGGGCUUUUUGCCUAGUGUACAAACAUAUGGAGCAGUGAUAAAUGGUCUUUGCAAAGAAGGAAAUUUCAGUAUUGUUGAAAGGCUUAUAAACGAAAUGAAGUCAAGAGGUUUGAUUAUUAAUGUUCAAGUUUAUAACACCAUAAUCGAUGCUCAAUGUCGCCAUGGCUACAAGACAAAAGCAGUAGAAAUGUUGAGAAAAAUGAUUGAAAUUGGUUGUUCACCAGAUAUUAUAACAUAUAAUAUUUUAAUACAUGAUUCUUGUAGACAUGGGAAAGUUAAAGAAGCUGAGCAACUUAUCGAACAGGCUUCAAGAAUAGGAUUGAUCCCCAAUCGGUUAACUUAUACACCACUUUUGAACACAUAUUGCAAACAAAAUGAUGUAAACAAGGCAUUGGAUUUGCUUUUAAAGAUGAUUGAUAAUGGCGAAAAACCAGACCUACUAACAUACGCUUCUCUCAUCCAUGGAAUUGUUGUUUUAGGGGAAGUUGAUACUGCAUUGGUAAUCUUGGACAAGAUGACAGAAAGAGGAGUGUUCCCUGAUGCAGGGGUAUAUAAUGUAAUUUUGAGUGGACUUUGUAAAAAAGGAAAACUUCCUGCUGCCAAGAACCUUCUUUCCAACAUGCUUGAUCGCAAUAUUCAACCCGAUAAAUUCGUGUAUGCAACUUUAAUAGAUGGAUUUGUAAGAAAUGAACAAUUUGAUGAAGCCAAGAAGAUAUUCGAGGAUACGAUUCAAAAGAAUAUGAAUCUUGAUGUUGUUGGGUAUAAUGCAAUGAUUAAGGGGUAUUGUAAAGAUGGAAAGUUAAAAGAUGCGAUUUUAUUCGUCAAAAAGAUGAUCAAAACACGUGUUUUUCCCGAUGAGUUUACUUAUUCUACAAUAAUCGAUGGGUAUGUAAAGCAACAUGAUAUGGAGGGGGCUUUAGGGAUUUUUAGUCGUAUGGUGAAAGAGAACUGUAAGCCGAAUGUGGUUACAUAUACUUCUUUGAUUAAUGGAUUUUGUCAAAAGGGCGAUUUUGUCAAUGCUGAAAAAUUACUCAAGGAAAUGAAACUUUGUGGCUUGAUCCCUAAUGUUGUUACUUAUAGUAUACUAAUCGGAAGCUAUUGCAAAAAUGGGAAGUUAGAAAAGGCGGCUUUGGUUUUUGAACAAAUGUUAAUGAACAAGUGUGAACCGAAUGAUGUUACCUUUCGUUAUUUGGUUCAUGGGUUCUCAAAGUAUGUUGCUAAGAAAGGUAAUGAGUUUGAUGAAGGUAAGAAUAAGUCUAUGUUUCUUGAUUUUAAUAAUAGGAUGAUAUUGGAUGGUUUUUCGCCAAGAGUGGCUACAUAUACUACCAUUGUUGUAUGCCUUUGUCUUCAUGGAAUGAUGAGUGUUUCUUUGAAGUUGAGUGAUAAAAUUGGGAUUAGGGAUUGCCCUAUUGUUUUUGGUGCUUUGAUAUAUGGUAUUUGUUUGGAAGGGAAGGGAAAAGAAUGGAAGACUGUUGUUUCUUGCAACUUGAAUGAGUCGGAACUCGGUAUCGCUGUAAAGUAUUCGUUAGUUUUUGAUCGGUAUGUCCCGCUAAAGGUGGGCUUUGAAGGUUCGUUGAUUUUGCGGAUAUUGCUUGAUGAUUUCAAGUCCAAAGAUCUCAAAGACUAGGACAAUUGGCUCUAGAUUUAUACAUUUGCAAAGAAACUGAGAGUUUGAAUCUCAAGAGACAAUUGUCCACCUGAUUUACAUCUCACGUAAUGCUUGUAAAGCAGGAUAAUGUAGAACAGUUCAGGGGUUGCUGGAAAAACAACAUUUUUUUGUAGAAAAACAUGGGCACCUAAUGUUUUGGUUAGUUAGGGAUAGGGAAAUCUAUGUGGCCACUAAAUAUCGUCUCCAAUCCAUAACAUCAUUUUUUUUAUAAAAAAAAAAUAUUUCAAAUA